Messenger RNA from Lates calcarifer (barramundi perch), 3069 nucleotides. It is a transcript of the gene tyr, whose product is annotated as tyrosinase. NCBI's taxonomy places the organism in Eukaryota, Metazoa, Chordata, Actinopteri, Centropomidae. Gene Ontology annotation, molecular function: tyrosinase activity. Gene Ontology annotation, biological process: pigmentation; melanin biosynthetic process. The record is from RefSeq and is a predicted model, not a curated record.
AGCCCCUCAAAGGGCUCAAUGAGUAGGCAGAGAACAGGAGACUUUUGGCUGGCUGUAAGAGAGAGAGGGUGGAAGGAGGUUUGGCAGAGGGUUAGAUGGUAGAGUAGAGGGGUAACAUUUAGAAAAAAACCCUGCAAACUUCAUUUUUUUAAAAUAAGCUGGUAAUUGGUUGUUUUUGAAUAAACACAGGUACUUGAUGAGUGUGUAGUUUUUCAUUAAAAGCCAUCUCAUGAGUAGAAGAAGAGUAGAAGUAACUUCUCAGCACUGAAUCUAUUCCUCUGUGCUGCUGUCUAACCUUGUCAGGUGCAAAGUCUGUGAAGGCAUCAGGUUCUCUUGUGUCCAGCUUUUCAACAGGAGUUUACAUUCCAACUGCGGUUAAGACUGGAGUUGCUCUGACAUUUCACCAUGAGGAGCAUGUGUGUAUCUGCACUUCUGCUGCAGCUCCUUGGGACUUCUUUAUGUCAGUUCCCUCGCCCAUGUGCCAACUCAGAGGGACUACGGACCAAAGAGUGCUGCCCGGUGUGGGAAGGUGACGGCUCAGCCUGCGGUGCCAUGUCAGGUCGUGGUUUCUGCACUGAGGUGAUGGUCUCAGAUGAGCCCCAUGGGCCCCAGUAUCCUCACAGCGGGAUUGACGACAGAGAGCGCUGGCCUUUAGCGUUCUUCAACCGGACGUGUCGUUGUGCUGGAAACUAUGGAGGUUUUAACUGUGGAGAGUGUAGGUUUGGUUACUGGGGUGCAAACUGUGCUGAGUACAGGGAAUCAGUGCGUCGGAACAUCCUUACCCUGUCCGCUGCUGAGCAACAGAAGUUUAUCUCUUAUCUAAACCUGGCUAAAAACACCAUCAGCCGUGACUAUGUUAUCUCCACAGGAACAAGAGCAGAGAUGGGUGAAAACGGUGAGAACCCCAUGUUCUCAGACAUCAACACCUAUGACCUGUUUGUCUGGAUGCACUACUAUGUGUCCCGGGACGCCUUCUUGGGAGGGCCAGGGAACGUGUGGAGAGACAUCGACUUUGCCCAUGAGUCUGCAGCCUUUCUGCCUUGGCACCGAGUCUACCUGCUUCACUGGGAGAAUGAGAUAAGGAAGCUGACAGGAGAUUUUAACUUCACCAUCCCAUACUGGGACUGGAGGGAUGCCCAGUCCUGUGAGGUGUGCACCGAUGCUCUAAUGGGCGGACGCAGCUCCUUCAAUCCUAACCUCAUCAGUCCUGCCUCCGUCUUCUCCUCUUGGAAGGUGAUCUGCACCCAGCCAGAGGAGUACAACAACCGAGAGGUGUUGUGUAACGCUACUGGAGAGGGUCCCCUGUUGCGUAACCCUGGCAACCAUGAUCAAAACCGCGUGCCUAGACUUCCCACGACAGCUGAUGUGGACUUCACUGUGAACCUCCCCGAGUACGAGACGGGACCCAUGGACCGAUUCACCAACAUGAGCUUUAGAAAUGUCCUAGAGGGUUUUGCCAGCCCAGAGACAGGUAUGGCAGUGCCAGGCCAGAGCACUAUGCACAACGCCCUGCAUGUCUUCAUGAACGGCUCCAUGUCCUCAGUGCAGGGUUCAGCCAACGACCCCAUUUUCCUGCUGCACCACGCUUUCAUUGAUAGCAUCUUUGAGCGCUGGCUCAGGACCCACCAGCCUCUCCGGACACAUUACCCACUUGCCAAUGCCCCCAUUGGCCACAACGAUGGUUACAACAUGGUCCCCUUCUUGCCACUCUAUAGAAAUGGAGACUAUUUCCUGUCCAACAAGGCUCUAGGAUACGAGUACGCCUACUUGUUGGACCCAGGACAGAGGUUUGUGCAGGAGUUCCUGACACCCUACCUCCAGCAGGCACAAGAGAUCUGGCAGUGGCUCCUGGGAGCCGGGAUCCUAGGGGCUCUGAUCGCUGCAGUCAUCGCCGCGGUGAUUGUUGUUGCUAGGAGGAAGUGGAAGCGUAACCAGAGGAGGAAGAGGGCGUCAAGCUACGGAGAGAGACAGCCACUACUGCACAGCAGCUCAGAGGAAGGCUCAGCUUCAUACCAGACUACUCUGUAAAACACACAGAUACUGUACAUACAUGUUUAUGAAUGUACAAACUAUUAGGGACACUUAUUUAUUUUCAUGAAGCAAAUGAAUGAGAUGAAUCCUAGUGCAGGAAUUUGUUGGCUACUGAUUAAAUGUCUAGGAGGGGGGGUAUUUAGGUGAACUGAUGCUUUAAGAUUUGGGACAUUAUGGACAAGGAGCACAAACCCAAAAUCAUUAAAGGUGUCCCUGAUAUUUUAUAGAUUCAGUAGAUAAAUGUAAGAAGUAUUUCUGUGUGGCACACAAACCUACACACAACCUGACAGACACAUCAUUAUCACACAGCAACAAACAUCAGUGUUCAGAUGAAAACAUAAAGACUGACACACUGCACACUGUGUCAGGUCAAAGAGCUCACCUUGGAGUACAUUUACUGUCUAUUUACACUCAGCAGUCAGUGACAGCAGCUGUGUUUAAAUCAGCAAAUGUGUGAUCUUGUAACUUCAUCAACAGUCCCAUUGUGUUGUCUUUCUUACUCAUUUGUAUGGUACUGUAAACGAGUGUAAUUCUGUUUACAGGACACAUACAUAUAAGCGAAUAUGUUAAAUUUGCUCAGAGUUAAAUAAAAGUCAACUGAAAAGACUACAGCUCAAAGAAGGAAAGUAUUUUAAAUCAUUUAAAGCUGUAGCUGCAGCGACUGCUCAGGUUGUUAAGGGUAACAACAAAAAACCUUGGUCUCGAAUGACCUCUUUCUAGCCCUUAAGAAAAAUGUAUUAUUGCAAGAGGAACUUAAGACAAAACUGCUUUUAAAGAUGUAAUUUUAACAUCAGGAUUUGUCUGAAAAAGCUUUUGUGAAAAACUACAAAGUAGUAUACACAUCUCUCUGUUGUGAAUUUGCAAGACUCUGCUUUGUUUUACAGAAGUGAAUAAACUGACCAAACACUCUGUUGUGUGUUGGCACUGGUGCUAAAGGACCACAACAUGCUAGAAUGCUUCUGAUCUUUCACAGGAAAGUAUCAUGACAAAGAUGAAUCAUGAGUUUGUACAUGUGCAUUAAAAUCAGACUGGAUUCAA